AUGGCCGCAAAGCAAUGGAACCCCCUGGCGUUUAAUCGCUGGCCGGUGACUGUCAUUGUGACUGUCGUCUACCUUGCCAUCCUCAUCCCCAUCCUCGUGAUCGAGCAUGUUCUUCCUUCAGCCCCGACUUCUACCCUCGAUGGCCUCGAUAUUCAUGAAGCAUGGCUUGAUCUACAGCAUCUCACGAGCGGAUUUCAUCCAUAUAAUGCCCAUCAAAAUGAUGAGGUGAGAAGCUGGCUGUUAACCCGUAUUGACGAGAUCCUGCAGGAAAACAGAGGUCUCUCAGCUGCUGAUAAGGAGGCGGGGCUAGAUCAGUACAAACCCGAUGUGUUUGUAUUUGAUGAUAAUGUUUCGAAUUUGACUGUAUAUCAGUCGUAUAUGGGUGUGUAUUUCGAAGGAACCAACGUUAUGGUUUACAUUCGUGGCCGCGAUGACGACAAACGCAACUGGUGGGAAACCCCGGGGCUUUCGCCAUCAGGGAAAGGUGGUGUGCUUGUGAACGCGCAUUAUGAUAGUGUAUCUACUGGUUAUGGAGCUACCGAUGAUGGUAUUGGGGUUAUAUCGGGCCUGCAACUAGUCAAGUACUUCACAACGCCGGGACACGAGCCCUCUCGAGGAUUGGUGGUGCUUUUUAAUAACGGCGAAGAGGAUUUCCUGAAUGGAGCACGUGUCUACAGCCAGCAUCCCAUAUCCAAAUUUGCUCACACAUUUUUGAAUUUGGAAGGGGCCGGAGCUGGUGGUCGUGCCACGCUCUUCCGCGCCAGCGACACUCAGGUUGCUCGUGCGUACAAGAAAUCUCCAUAUCCUUUUGGAUCCGUAUUAUCAGACACUGGCUUCAAAACGAACUUGAUUCGGAGUCAGACUGACUACAUCGUAUUCGAAGGCGACUUGGGGCUACGCGGCCUAGAUGUCGCCUUCAUGGAGCCUCGGGCUAGAUAUCACACCAACCAAGAUGAUGCUAAACAUACCAGCUUACAAUCUCUCUGGCAUAUGCUGUCUGCAGCGGUAGCUACGACAGAAGAUUUAGUCUCCGAUUCAAGCGAUGACUUCGAGGGGAAACCUCAAGGACCUGGAAAGGUAGCUAGCGGCUCGGGUUCUGAAUCUGUCUGGUUUGACUUAUUCGGUACUACGUUUGUGGUAUUUGAACUGCACACGCUCUUCGCGCUUUCGGUCACCCUAUUGAUUGUAGGGCCUUUGACAUUGUUGAUUACAAGUAUUGUUCUGGCGAAUCAGGAUCGGAUGUAUUUGUUUGCUAUUUCAAUUCCAGUCGAUGACGGUUUUGAAAGUGUACCGCUACGUGGGUGGAGAGGGGUUUUCCGAUUCCCGUUUAUUUCUGUCACAGCAACUGCAGGGGCUGUAGCAUUGGCUUAUCUGUUCGCCAAAGUCAACCCUUUAAUUGUCCAUAGCAGUGAAUACGCAGUUUGGAGUACGGUGGUAUCUGCUUGGGUCUUCAUAGCAUGGUUCCUCUCCCGGAUUGCGAAUUUUGCCCGACCUUCAGCAUUACAUCGCAUCUAUAUGUUGACAUGGUUGUCUCUCGUUACAUGGGUGCUUCUUGUGGUCGCUACUGUGUACGAAAACCGGGACGGUAUUGCAGGUGGCUACUUCGUUCUCUUUUAUACGUUCGGCACCUUUUUAGCUACGUGGAUAUCAUAUCUAGAGCUUUUUGCGCUACCUAAGAAAGCUGAAUUUGCUAACCAGUUUGGUGGACAAACUUCACGACGAGCUAGUUCGGGUGGCAGUCGUCUUAUGACGCCUAGUGCCGAUUCUAUGGGCCAACACGAAGAGGAAGAAGAGCCAUCGGAGUCAACAUCUCUUCUUAGGGGGCGACGAACGACAUUUGCAAAUUAUACUCGUGCUGAGAACAACGACGACGGGGACGCUAUUCACAGUGAGACUGGGAGAGAAGAACCUGAGGUCCAAAAUACAAAUGUCUACGGCUAUGAACAGGCCUGGAGCGCAAAACUGCCGACGUGGACCUGGGUGAUACAAUUUCUUCUAACUGCUCCGAUUGUAAUUAUCCUUGUUGGUCAGUUAGGUCUACUCAUCACAAGUGCGACACAUCAAACUGGACAGGAUGGCAGUUCUUCCUUGACAGUAUAUCUUCUGAUUGCUGUGUCAACGACAUUGUUGUUUAUUCCUACUCUUCCUUUCCUUCACCGGUUCACAUAUCACAUCCCAACCUUUUUAUUCCUGCUGUUCGUCGCCACUCUUAUUUACAACCUGGUUGCCUUUCCAUUUUCUGCUGAAAACCGAGUAAAGCUCUUUUUCGUACAAGAAGUUGAUCUCGACACAGGUGUCAAUCAGGUAUCUUUGACUGGCAUCCCACCAUUCGUCAGCGACGCUGUUGCAUUGAUACCAAGUGCCAACGGCCAGAAUGCAACCUGCGCCUGGAAGACAGACCGACUGCGGUGUUCAUGGGAAGGAUUAGCACCUCAUGUCCUUCUCAAUUCCAGAUCUGAAGAGCCACCACUGCAAGAAUGGGUGCAGUACAAAACCAAACGCUUGGAAUCAGUACCAAACAGCAACAACCGCCGUGGUCAGGUUCAAAUCUCUGGACUAGACAGCCGUGGAUGUGUUCUGAAUUUUGAUACCCCCAUUAAGGCGUUCCAUGUGGCUGGAUCAGCAAUUGAUGAAGUCCGUUACCCAAUCAACAUUCCGCCAGAAGGCACCAGUGAAAUCCGUCUCUGGAGUCGUAAAUGGGAAAAUAACUUCGUGGUGGAUGUUGAAUGGAAACCCGAAACAGAUGCAGACGACGAAAAACUUACAGGCACAGCAACCUGUACCUGGAGCGACGCCAACACCCCUGGCUUGAUUCCAGCUCUAGACGAGAUUAUACAGUAUAGCCCAGACUGGGUAGCUGUCACAAAGUUAGAGUCUGGUUUAGUCAAGGGCAGUCGGAAAUUUACAAUUUAA
This is a messenger RNA of Talaromyces proteolyticus, 2913 nucleotides long. RefSeq names its product putative zinc metalloprotease. The coding region runs from base 1 to 2913 and encodes 970 amino acids. The transcript has a single exon. Gene Ontology annotation, molecular function: metalloexopeptidase activity. The record is from RefSeq and is a predicted model, not a curated record. Gene Ontology annotation, biological process: proteolysis. NCBI's taxonomy places the organism in Eukaryota, Fungi, Ascomycota, Eurotiomycetes, Eurotiales, Trichocomaceae.